AUGCUUUUCAAAGUGGAUUUUGAGAAGGCCUAUGAUUCGGUGGAUUGGGGAUACCUGGAUAAGGUUAUGGAGAGAAUGUCGUUUCCAACAUUGUGGAGGAAAUGGAUUAGGGAGUGUGUGGGCACGGCUACGGCUUCUGUUCUUGUUAAUGGUUGUCCAACUGACGAAUUCCCUCUCGAGAGGGGCCUUAGACAAGGAGACCCUCUAUCUCCUUUCCUUUUUCUCUUAGCUGCUGAGGGUUUGAAUGUGUUGAUGGAGGCUAUGGUGACUCAAAACUUUUUUACGGGGUAUAACAUGGGUGAGUUUGAUCCUAUAUCGGUGACGCAUCUUCAAUUUGCUGAUGACACUCUUCUGCUUGGUGAAAAAAGUUGGGCUAAUGUUCGAGCCUUGAGGGCUGUUCUGGUGCUGUUUGAGACGAUGUCUGGCUUGAAAGUUAAUUUCAACAAAAGUAUGUUGGUUGGGGUUAAUAUUCCUGAUUCUUGGUUACACGAGGCUGCGUCGGCUCUAUGUUGUAAAGUGGGAAAGAUUCCUUUCCUUUAUCUGGGUCUUCCUAUUGGGGGCGAUUCGAGGCGUUUGGUCUUUUGGGAACCGUUGUUGGAUCGUUUAAAAAAUAGAUUAUCUGGGUGGAAAAGUCGUUUUCUUUCUUUUGGUGGUCGUCUGGAGUAUGGAGGUCUGGGGGUUAGGCAGUUGAGGGAGUUCAACUUGGCACUUCUAGGUAAAUGGUGUUGGAGGAUGUUAGUGGAUAGAGAGGGGAUGUGGUUUAGAGUGUUGGCAGCUCGGUACGGGAUGGAGCGAGGGCGUCUGCGAGAUGGAGGGAGGAAAGGGUCUACGUGGUGGCGAGAGAUAGUGAGUAUUAGGGAGGGUGUUGGUGUGCCAGAGGGAAGAUGGUUUGGGGAUCAUGUUGUUAGGAGGGUGGGGGACGGUGUCGAUACUUUUUUCUGGACCGAUCCCUGGUUGGAUGAGAACCCGUUGAGUGAGCGGUUUGGGCGUUUGUUUGAGUUGGCUGAGACCAAAUUGCUUACGGUGUCUGAGAUGUUCCAUCGUGGGUGGGGGACGGAUGGGGCGGCCUGGGUGUGGCGUAGACAGUUGAGGGCGUGGGAGGAGGAGAUGUUAGGGGAGUGUCAGUCUUUACUUUCUAACAUUUCUUUACAGGCACAAUAUUCAGAUAGGUGGCAGUGGCAGCCAGACCCCGAUACAGGCUUUACUGUUCGUGGAGCAUAUCAGCUUUUGACUUCAAUUCACCCGGUUACUUUGGAUGAGGCAGAGCAUCUCAUUUGGCAUCCUCAGGUUCCCUUGAAGGUUUCCAUUUUGGCGUGGCGUUUACUGCGUGACAGGUUGCCCACUAAGUCAAACCUGGUCACUAGAGGCAUAUUAUCUUCUGCAGCUCAUCUGUGUGUAUCUGGUUGCGGGUUGGUAGAGUCGGCUCAUCACUUAUUCAUAUCUUGCAGCACUUUUGGUCCUCUUUGGGAUCUAGUUCGGACUUGGAUUGGUAUUUCUUCGGUGGAGUCUACUUCUAUCAGGGAUCAUUUUGUUCAGUUUACUCUCUCAGCUGGUGGAUCUAGAGCACGUCGGUCUUUUUUACAACUCAUUUGGCUUGCUAGCGUAUGGGUUGUGUGGACGGAAAGAAAUCACAGGUUAUUCAGGGGCUCAGUCAGUACUAUUUAUCAGUUGUUGGACAAGAUUAAGCUUUUUUCCUAUAGGUGGUUGAAGACGACGAGUGUUACUUUAGUCGCAAACUACCAUAGUUGGUGGUCUAGUCCUUUAUUAUGUUUGGGCCUUGUAUGAUUGUUUAUUUUUUCUCUAUGACUAUUUGUAAACUUUGAUAGUCUAUCUU
Messenger RNA from Trifolium pratense (red clover), 1834 nucleotides. RefSeq lists its product as uncharacterized. The record is from RefSeq and is a predicted model, not a curated record. Bases 1 to 1785 code for a protein of 594 amino acids. NCBI's taxonomy places the organism in Eukaryota, Viridiplantae, Streptophyta, Magnoliopsida, Fabales, Fabaceae. The transcript is spliced from 2 exons.